Messenger RNA from Botrytis cinerea B05.10, 1239 nucleotides. RefSeq lists its product as hypothetical. The record is from RefSeq and is a predicted model, not a curated record. Lineage: Eukaryota; Fungi; Ascomycota; Leotiomycetes; Helotiales; Sclerotiniaceae. The transcript has 2 exons. Bases 285 to 830 code for a protein of 181 amino acids.
GGUAUUCUUGCACAGUUAAAAGAACUUCAGAUCAAAUACUGAGUUCCAUCUCACCAUUUAUCGAAAAGAGAUCAUGAUUGUAUACCCGUCGUGAAAGUUUCACAAUGGGAGAAUCACUCCGAUAUUGUGGCAUAUGAACACAUUGAACACUUCGAUUUGAGGAUCUUAAGUUCGUCGUACAAAUCGAAUUCUUGUAUUAAAAGAGAUGCAUUUCUUCUUUUGAAGAUUGCAAUUUUUCUACCAUUAUCAAAACCAAUACUGCAACUUUCUACGUCAAAUCAAACAUGAAUCUGCAAAAGUUCCUCGUGGUUCUCUCUUCCCUCACUGUCGUAGGACUUUCGGCUCCAGUAGUCUCACAAGCCCAGCAUAAAACUCACAAACAAACAACAGAAACCUUGGAGAUCAUCGAGCUCAAUAAACCCACCGCUAUAAUCCCCACCGGACAUGCACUCGAUCAACAAAGCCCCAACACCAACACCCACCACAUCUCGCAACCCACCAAAAAAGACGCAUUCGAAAUUCUAGACAAGACAACCGAGCUUGCUCUCAGCCGCAAAAGCACCCUCAAACCCAUCGAAAUCAUCCUUCCAAAAUCCCCAACAAACCAAAACAAGCGUGAAGACCAAACAAUCUCUGUCGCUCUCAGCCUCAAAACCACAAAAAACCCCAUCGAAACCCUCAUCCCGACUUUUACAUCACCGCAAAAAAAGCGCGGAGACGAAACUAUCGUCUGGGCUCCACCACCUCCAACUUCAAAGAUUCCGCAAAGACGAGGUGAUGCCACGGUCGUUUGGGUGCAACCUCCUCCUACACCGAAGAUUCCUAUGUAGUUGGUUUUGACGACAAUUUCUGUUCCAACAUCCGCAAGAUCUACGUGUCGUAUUUUCGAAGAAUUGGAUGUCAGGGUCUCGAGAGGAAGGCGAGCUAUAGGGUAGAGAAUCACGAUGUUACGAAUCAUAAGGUUUUGAAUUUGGUCGGGAUUUGCUAAGUCGUGGGGAUCUUGCACUUGCGGAAUAUAGAAAGGUGGCUUUUAUACAAGAGACGUUCUGCGUAUGUUCAAAGACCAAUGUCUAUACAUAGUUUGUGAAUCACUUCUCUAUGUUUCAGCAGUAGCACAGGUACAGCAAUGAAAAUUUCUGAGAAAUCAAGUACAAAUGUACCAACGAUUGAAUUUCAUUUCCUAGAUAUUCUAAUCCUUUCCUCAAGUGAAAUCAGACUCGAUGUGCUAGGCGGGGAUCA